Messenger RNA from Fusarium verticillioides 7600, 1017 nucleotides. RefSeq lists its product as hypothetical. The record is from RefSeq and is a predicted model, not a curated record. The transcript is spliced from 2 exons. Lineage: Eukaryota; Fungi; Ascomycota; Sordariomycetes; Hypocreales; Nectriaceae. The coding region runs from base 256 to 690 and encodes 144 amino acids.
UUGAGCUUCCUCUGCCUCCACAAUCUACAGUAGCUCAAGGGAGCUCUAACUUGUGCCAUGUUCUUGACUUACUACAGUACAUUCGUUAAUUAACUCGCGAAACUUCCAAGAGUAAUAUCAUAUAAGCACGUUACUAUACUGAGCUUCUUGUUGAACCCCUAUCACUCUUUCGUAUCUGCAGUGAUGUAAUCCUUCCUCCCUUAUAGACAACCUCACCCAACUCACCAUCAACACCAUAACCUCUUCUAACCCAAAAUGUCCGAGUCAUCACUCCCAACUUCCACAAUCGUGGCAGCAACAUCAGAGGAGGCCUCACCCACAGUCUCUCCAUUCAUACUCGCAUUCGACAUCGUUGUCGCUGUCUUCAGCUUCCUCUUCUCCUUCAACUGGUCAGGCUUCUUCUCACGGCUUUUCACCAUAAUCAGCUUUCCUUUCCGCCUAAUUCUCAUACCAUUGUCCUUUGUUCUCAACAUUCUGCUCGUUGUGUUUGCACCGGCUAUUUAUCUCUUCUCUUACACACUUGCUGGCGUACGUUCUGUAUGGGCGUUUCUGGCUAGCUUAGAGCCGCUGUAUACUUUUGUAAGGUCAAAACUUACCUCCGCUUAUCUCAGUCUAACAACUUCUAGUUUGGUGCUGCAGCUGGCGUCGGCAUCUUGGCUGGCAUCGGCCUGGCCAUGUUCUCAUCCAUAAUCACGUCCUAUCUAGGAAUGCAGAGUGACAAUAUCGACUCAGGGGGUUCAUCUUCUAAGGGAAGUUUGCUCGAGACCAGCAGUCGACGAAAUUCGCAGUCUUCAGGCACUGAGCUUGACUGGCAAUGGCUUGACUCUUCCAGUCAAAGGCGUCGACCAGCUGGUGGCUUACUAUCGCAGACCAUUCACGAGGAAGACGAUGAUGAUUCAGAGUAUUGAUCAUGUAUAAGUACUAUAGUACAUCAAAGCUCAGCUGCAAACUUCUACGCUACAGAUAAUUCCAUAAUAUAUGUGCUUAGACGAGAGGAUUGACCUGCUAAAAUCCUCU